CGGGGCAGCUCAACAAUGUGAUGAGUCGGCUCUCUCUGAUGUCCCAGCGUGCCUUCUGAUUGGACGAUCCCCUCACCCCCCCCUCCCAGCCGUUACCAGGGGCGUGGAGCCAAGCGGACUGAAUGAGAACACAUUUGAGUGGCUCACCGGCGGAAAGGAGCUAAUGGGAGAGGGACUAUAACUAACGAAAGCAGCUGUUGGCGUGACUUAAUUGGAAAUGCAAGGGGGCACAGUAUUCGGAAUUCAGCCUCUGCGGUGUGUAACGACACGCCGCGUGUAGAGCGGGCGCGAGGACGAAGGAGCUGGGAGACGUGCGCAGAAAGAGAUGCUUAGAAAAACUGCUUUUUCUAAACCACUAAAACACUCGUCGUGAAUGUGGGGUGUGUAUUCGGUAAGCAAACCUGAGGCGGAUUUUUUUGUACCUGUGUGGCUGCAAAGACUCCGUUAGUGCUGCAACGCAGAAAUUAGGAUAAAAUGCAGAUAGGGCGUUUUUAAAGUCGUGGACAGCUAGCAAGAUUUUUCUGUCACUGGACCUGACAGUGUAGCUGGCACACUGGAGGAUUCUGUCCGCUUUUUAAACCAGCACUUGUCUCUGAUGAAAUCUCGCCCGCAUCAUCCAUCCUAGCGCGUUGGGGGCCUCCGCUGACAAACUGCGUCACCGGGUGGGCACUGCAGGUAUUCAUCUGUCCAUUCGUCUCCGGAGCAUGAAGCCAUGGCACGAAUGACCUGGAAACCAAAGUGAUUUUUUAUUAUUUAAAUCACCAUGGAGCCGGAGGCUCCCAGAGAGUCCAAACCUGCGCCUGGACCUAAUGUUCAGUGCGACCCUGCCGUAAAUAGGUGUGACACCACCAUGGGGGAAGGAAACGUCAAACUUGUGGAUUCUGUGGUGAGAGGAGGGAGUGAUCCCAGUGCUUAUCCUUCCUGCAGCUACCACAGGAGUGUGCACCACAGGUUUAUAAGGAGAAGUCUAUGGUUCUCAGAUACUGAUGAGCAGGUCUUUGACACCCCGGACAACGACAGUGGGAAUAAAAUCUUUAACAUCAACCUGAGGACAAUAGUGGACAGAACACUAGUGACCAGCUGUGGCACACAGGAGACGUCCAGCACUGAAAGCCAUGGCGGCCAAAAAGACAGUGCAACAGAGAGUGCCAGUGCUGACGAAGACAAGGAGAGAGGGGCUUUAAAAGUUGCCUGCAAUGAUGGUUGCAAAGUUGCCAUCAAAGCAGCCAGCGAGGAGAAUGAGGAGGAGGCAGAGAUGAAGGCAGUCUCCACAUCUCCUGGAGGACGGUUUUUGAAAUUUGACAUUGAGCUGGGACGAGGAUCCUUCAAAACUGUCUACAAAGGCCUGGAUACUGAGACGUGGGUGGAGGUGGCUUGGUGCGAACUGCAGGAUCGUAAGCUGUCUAAAAUGGAGCGGCAGCGCUUUAAAGAAGAGGCAGAGAUGUUAAAAGGCCUUCAACACCCCAAUAUUGUUCGUUUCUAUGACUUCUGGGAAUCACCACUUAAAGGAAAGAAAUGCAUUGUUUUAGUAACGGAGCUCAUGACAUCUGGAACACUCAAAACGUAUCUUAAGCGUUUCAAGGUAAUGAAGCCGAAGGUUCUGAGGAGUUGGUGCAGGCAAAUCCUCAAAGGUCUUCACUUCCUGCACACCAGGACCCCUCCCAUCAUUCACAGGGACCUCAAGUGUGACAACAUUUUUAUCACCGGACCUACUGGAUCAGUCAAGAUUGGGGAUUUAGGACUAGCAACUCUGAAAGCAGCUUCCUUUGCAAAGAGCGUCAUCGGUACCCCAGAGUUCAUGGCCCCAGAAAUGUACGAGGAGCACUAUGACGAAGCUGUGGAUGUGUACGCUUUUGGGAUGUGUAUGCUAGAGAUGGCUACGUCAGAAUACCCUUACUCCGAGUGUCAAAACGCUGCUCAGAUUUACCGCAAAGUUACCAGCGGAGUGAAGCCUGCUAGCUACAACAAGAUAAUGGAUCCUGAAAUCAAGGAGAUCAUUGGAGAGUGCAUUUGCCAAAAGAAAGAAGAAAGGUACACCAUCAAGGACUUGUUAAACCACGCUUUCUUUGCUGAAGACACUGGUGUGAGGGUGGAGCUAGCAGAGGAGGAUGAUGGGAAAAAGAUCUCCAUAGCCCUCAAACUGUGGGUUGAGGACCAUAAGAAAUUAAAAGGGAAGUACAAGGAAAGUGGAGCCAUCGAGUUCACAUUUGACCUGGAGAAGGAAGUCCCUGAAGUUAUAGCACAAGAAAUGGUGGAGUCUGGCUUUUUCCAAGAGAGUGAUGUCAAGACUGUGGGGAAGUCCAUCAGGGAUCGUGUGGCUCUGAUAAAAUGGAGACGAGGGAGAACAGUGUCUUCUGCAGUAACAGUGGAACAGGGUGAAGAAGGACCCAAGACCGCAAAGGCACCACCUGAGAACAUGUCUGGGCCGCCCCAAAUCGGACAACCUCUAUUGCUGGAACCAGAGGAGCCAGAGGCAGACCAACAUAGCCGGCUGCAUAACCUAACAGGCAGUACCAACUCAGUGACAUCAGGUGGCACACUUGACAGCGGCAUGGGUUCCACCGUGUUCUCAGACUCGUACAGCAGCCAGCAGAGUGUCCCCUACCCAUCACUUCUGGAACCGGUUACCAUGGCAGCACAGCAGUGCCAGAGUGGCAACCCUUUCUCAACAGACCGACCCCGCUCAUGUGAAAGAGUCCUAGGAGCAGCACUGAGUCCAACUCUCAGGACUCGGUUGGGAAGUGGAGAACGCAGAGGAAGUGCUCCUGUCAUUGACACGCAGAACCACAUAGCUCACCUUCAAGCUCUCGUUCCGCCCUGGAGGGCAAUCAGUCCCACUCCCAUGGUGAUGGAGAACGAGUCUGAAGCUGAAGUUGGAUUUCUGUCCCCGACUUCUCCCCCAUUGCUUUUAGUUUCCCCAGUAUCUCCACCCUCUGAGAUUCGCCGCUUCAGUGAUGUCUGCGUUGGCUUAAAAUCAGAGGCCACUGAGGAAAUGACUCUUCCCGUCUCACAUGGACGUAGACAUUCUGACAUUGGCAGUCUCCUGAGUCUAACCUCCAAUAACAAACCCCACUGUGCCAUUCAUAAAACCCCCAUGUGCCAGGCCUGCAUCUCUUUGCUUCAGUUGAGAUCUCAAGAGGGGAACUCUCGGCUCUCUCCUACUGCCCUACCAAUGCAUCACUGCCCAUGUGACCUCAGGCGCCAGCCUUCUUCUGGACAGACAAAAUGUUUAAAUGACUAUUUAGAUUUCUCCAUGCUGCAGCAGUCGCUUUUCAACAUCAUCAGCCGUAAGGCAUCUCCUUGUAACUCUACACACCUCCAAGCUUCACACCUGGGCUCCUCGAUGGCCCCAAAGCAAUUUGGUGACAGAGACUGUAGCCUAAAGAGUCCAACCCUGUGUGGAAGGCUGUCUAAAAGUCAAGAAACUCUCCUGGAGUCUGAGGACAAAUGCUGUUCCAGAAAGCAGCAAGCUACCACUGCUGUGGGUGUGGCCAGUACUGUGUGUCACCAGAAUCAGCCAUCAUCUGUUCAGGCCCCGCCCACUUCCACCACAGUAAUGGACACGCAGCAGCAGAACCUUCAACCAGGCCACAGCUACCCAGCUGCUUUACAUCCUCACCAAGCAGCUCCAGCCGCUCUGUGCUCCAUGAACAUCCAGCAGCAAAUGCAGCCUGCAGCACAGAGCUACCAAGGACACCAACAGCAGGACGCUGCGGGCUCGUUGACUUUCCCUUUGCAAAUUCAGCAAACUUUUCAGAACUCGGUGGUGUCGAGCCAGCAGCAAUCUCAAUCUCCAUCAGGAUAUUCUACAUCAGUGCAGCCUCAGAUCGUAGCAAGCACCCUGUCAGCACAGCAGCCAGCACAAAGCUGCCCCCCUGUAUCACCUGCUCAAACCAUACCAACCCAAGUCCUGUGUCAACCAGUACACCCUCCUUGCACAUCACAGCAGGCCCAAGCCUCAUUUCAGCUGCUCAGUCAGCAGCCUGCUCAGAGCUCUUCCACACCCGGACUUUAUGCUCAACAAAUACCCAUCCAGCAGGAGCACCAACAACCUUUACCAAACGCCCAGUUAGGUAUUCACCAAGCACCAGAUGCUGGACAGGCCUAUCCACCACAGAACCCAGAAACUCUGCAUCAAAUGGAACAACCAGCAGCCCACUCAUCUCAAAAUCCACAGUGUCACCUACAGAAACAAUUGCUCACAUCUGCUCCUCAGCAGCACUAUCAACAGCUCACACAGCCUGCAGCCCCAGUACAAGAGGUAUCUCACCCUCAGCCUCAUUCUAUAGCAAUUCCAGUGGUCCAAGUUGCUGCAGAACAUCCAGGAUACCAUAUGAAAAGUCUACCUGAUUCUGCAUCUCAGAACUACAUACAACAGACUGGCCAGAACUUUCCAGCUUCUUCCCAGCAAACCCCUCAGAAUUUUGCUCAAGACCAACAAAGCUUUGGACAAAAUUUCAGCACGUCUGUUUCUAGUGCAACAAUCCAGGUGCUUCCUCCACAGACUGCUGUUCACCAACAACUUCCACCUCUGCAGCUCCCACCAUCACACCAGUAUCCCACAGUCCAGGUGAUGACGGCUGUGGCAGACUGUGAAUCCUCCUAUCUUCACACCUGCACCGCUCCUCACCCUUCAGUCUCCCCUUCUUAUAAUCCCGUUUUCCUUGCUCCCGGAUUUACACAUUCUGUGACUCCCUCUGUCUCCCCCAUUUCCCCUCUGCACAACGAAAGUCUAUUUGUUUCGCCCAACCCUGCAUCUCUGUUACCAUCCCCCACACCUGUGCUGGGCGGAAUGGAACCCACAUCCCCACAACUCCUUGCUUCUAUGCAGCAGACUAGAUUGGAGACUUUCCAUGCUCAAUCCACAUUCCUAUCAGCACCAACCACCCACCCCACAGACACACGCAUUCCUCCCUGCAAGAACACGCACCCUCCCACAAGUGGCAACAGCCACCCUCAGCUGCAGGCUGCAGUCUUAGCUACGCAGAACAGCACGGAGCUGCACACAGACACCAUGGCUACUCAGCUGGACAUGAACUCGUGCCAGCUGCCCUCACAGAGUCAAGUCCAGAGCCAGAUUCCUCUGCUGCAGUCCUCUGACUCUCAGAGACCAUCGCCCGUCUCUGCCAGCUCCACCGUUCCUCCUCAGAAGAAGCUCAGCUCUGUUGCAGGAUCUGGGAGUCAAGGCCUAACAGAAGCCAUCAAAGAGGAUCAAGCAGCAGAAAAACAAACUGGAGGACAGAGCUAUGACAGUGUCAACUCCGAUGCCACAUCAGGCAAGGAGAUGAGUGACGGCUAUGAAGGGACACACGGAGGCAAAGUGGACGGAAAAGUCCGCAAACAUCACCGCAGGUCCAUGCGAACGCGGUCGCGACAGGAAAAAAUUACCAGACCGAAGCUCAGCAUGCUCAACGUGUGCAACACUGGAGAUAAGAUGGUGGAGUGUCAGCUGGAGACUCACAACCACAAAAUGGUCACCUUCAAAUUUGAUCUGGAUGGAGACGCACCUGAAGAGAUUGCAACCUACAUGGUGGAGAAUGAUUUCAUUUUGCCCCUUGAAAAAGAGGUCUUCAUUGAACAGCUGAAGGAAAUAGUGGAGAAAGCUGAGGACAUGCUCAGCGAGGACACGGAAGGAGAGAGGACCUCCGACUAUGGAUGCAGCCCUAAACAGAGUGAAGGAGCUGGAGUUCUGUCAACAGAGCUUUCAGAACCCAGCACUCCACAGUUUGUGUACCAGCAAAAUGUCCUCCACACUGGCAAACGCUGGUUUAUCAUCUGCCCUGUGGCUGAAACGCCACUUUCCUGCAAAGAAGUUCCCUCUUUGCAGGACAAAGAGGGAACUUCAUCACACCCCUCUACUGCUCAGGAGCAUGAAGAUUCAACUGAAAACACAGCUGCAGUAGCAGAGUCUGUCAAAGCCUCCAAAAGUUCGCCUCCCUCCUCGGUUUCCACCUCACUUCAACUUUCCAACCAAAAUAUUAGCCAGUCCCAGGUCCAGCAGACCCAGCCCUGUGUAGCACAGCAUGCUGCUUCAGGGAGCACCACCUUCAACAAUUCCCUUCCUGCUGAAGAACCCAUCAUGUCUAUUUUGCCUGAAAUGCCGUGCUGCGCUAUCGUGCCGCCGGGCUCGUUGGAUGUUCAGGCUGUCGACAGAGCGAUGGCCGCUCAGACAAAUUCACCGAAUCAGAAGAGUAGUCCCUCUGCAGAAAUGCCUCCUCAGCUCCAGCAGUCCGUGGUCCUGCAGCAGCCUUAUCCCACGUCCAUGCAGGCGGGAACGGUCACGUCCCAGCCUCAGAGUCCUGCACAUCAGAGCUCGCAGUCGUCGAGCCAGCAGCAGAGUGGGGGGCAAGGCGAGUCGGACAGCGAAGGGCCGCGCAGAGUGGAAUUUGUGGACCGGACCAUCAAAACUCUGGACGAGAAGCUGCGGAACCUGUUAUACCAGGAGCACGCUCCCGCUCAGUCCUCCAACAACCCGUCUGAGCCUCAGGCCUCCAGCUCAGAAGGGCUGAGCUCACCGCAAGUUUCAGAGGGGCAGAACACAGAGGGACCUCUUGAAAAGAAAAAGAUGGAGCCACUGCCACAGAUUCCUGAGCGCACAGAUGGCGUGGGUGCAUCAAAUGACUCCGCUUUGGCAGCUCCCAAAGGUGAUUCGAACGGAAGAGAUGUGGGUGACAGUUGCAGUUUAUUCAGCUCCAAGAGCCGUUUUCAAUGUGUGACGUCUGCCUUCCAGAUCAUCCCCACUCCACAAGAUGUCAUAUGCCCUUCAGAGAAAAGGACCAGCUCAUGCAGCUCCCCUGCACCCUCUAGUGGUUCUGCUGGCUCCUACACCAGAACCAAGGCAGACCAUGACAACGUAGGAACAUCCAAGCCUCACAGCGGCAACCGUUUCUCUGCUCCACCAAACUUCUAUCAAGCUGCUUCCACUUCUGACACCACCACACGCCUGCCUCCCCGAGCCCAGUCUAUCGACAGCCAUCAGCACCACCAGGUGUCUCACCUGGACUCUGACUCUGCUGAAGAGGAGAGCUCCGCCCAUCCAGCUCAUGCUCUUUCUGAGCACAGUGGCAGCGACCUCAUGAAGAGGGCGGUUGCCUUCUUACGACGUUCUGGCCGCCACAAACCAGAACAGAGCUCUGAAUCCGCCAGCAGAAAAUCUGUGGCAGUGAACGGCCACGCCUCUUCACCCCCAACAGGACACACCCACUCAUCUUACAUCAGCAGCGACAACGACUCAGAGUUUGAAGAUGCUGAUAUGAAGAAGGAGCUACAGAAACUUAGAGAAAAACACAUGAAGGAGAUCUCUGAGCUUCAGGCAUUUCAAAGGAGUGAGAUUGAGCGUCUGUACAAGGAGCUAGGAAAAACUCUGCCUCCUAAUCUCAGCCUGCUACAUGCUGUUCCACCAUCUGGUCGAAGACGGAGAACCAGCAAGCACAGGCUGAAAGCUGGAAAACUGCUCAAUCCGAUGGUGCAGCAGCUGAGAAAUAAUCUCAACGCUUCCAGUGCUGAAAAGAAAGGUGAGAGCGCUGGUGGUUCAUCCAGUUCCCCAGCUCGAAGUUCUCUUCUAUCAGAUGGUUCUGCUCAUUCCAGUGGCAGCUCCAGCUCCAGCAAUCAGCCUAACGCUGUUCAGGAACAGGUCCACACCCAGCAGCCCUGUUCCCUGAAGGGCUCCUUUUCCUCUGACAACAUCUACGCUGGGCAUCAUGGAGAUAGAGUGGCUAACCCUGGUCAAGGCUGGACGGUUUACCACCAAACGUCAGAGAGAGUCACCUAUAAAUCUAGUAGCAAACCACGCACUAGAUUCCUCAGUGGACCUGUGUCUCUGUCCAUCUGGUCCACUCUGAAACGCCUAUGUCUAGGCAAAGAGCGCAGUAGUAGGUCGUCUCUCAACACCAACACAGCACAGACCGCUUCCAGUCAACCACAGGCCGCCGUCACGUCCACCUCGCCAUCUCCUCAGCAAUUCACACGACUCGCUCAGGUCCAGACCAACAACAGCAACAACAACCGAGGCACAUUUACAGACGAUCUACACAAACUUGUGGAUGACUGGACAAAGGAAACUGUAGCAGCAGCAGCCGGUCAGCCUCGACCCUCCCUGAACCAGAUGAAACAGAGGCACCAGCAUGGUCCAGAGAGCAAGCUGGCUGCCAUGGGCGGCAUCCCACCUGAGAUAAAAUCCCAAUUUGUUCCCAGUAAGUUCCAACUUCCCCUCUCCUGCCCAAUGACUGCUGCUUUAAGCUCUGGCCUGCCGGCAGCCAGAGCACACCUCCACGCAAUGAUUCCUCCCAACUACCGCGGCUCCUUUGGCCGGAUGGUUCCUGGUGCUCUGUAUGCCCAGCAGUGGCCCAGCAUGCCCAGUCCCGGAGGCUCUGUGGUUCCUGUGGGCUUACUAGGUGCUCCAAGAGUGAUGUCCUACGCCGCAAUGGCAAACCCAGGGAUCCAAACCUUGUCUUUGGUCAAACCUGAAAAUAGCACUUCUUCAAAAACCACAAGGACUACCUGAUCUGCUAGCUACAAAUGUGUUGUCUGCAGGACGGUCCAACUCCUCUCUGCCCCAUCCGCCAGAGACACAUGCAUAGUGAUAUGUUGGCAUUCCGAAAACAACACGUACAUCUGUAGUUGACUGUGUGAGUUUGUAUGUGUGCGUAUCAUGUGUACUUAUGCUUUUUGGCUUAACAAAACUGAGCCAUAUAAGAAAAAAAACAUUUCUCCUGUGGUGACGAGCAUAUUUUCAUGUUCUUUGUUACUGCAGUUUGCUCCAACUUUUAGUUGUAUGCUCCCUCUAAAGACUACACUACAAUCCAAAUACCAGAGGCAUGGGGUUCAGUAACAGGAUAGUAUUUCAGAUUCAAGUAUUUGCAGGAAUGUAGUGCCUUGAACAACUUUUUCUUUUCUUUAAAACAAUACAUUUCUGCUGAUUUUGAGUGAAACCUUUCUUUUCUCCUGCUUAAAUAAUAAUAAAGUGUUUUAACUGUUGUUUACAUUUCACCCUUUUUGGAUGGAGUGCCAUAGUAGUGAGAUGUUACUUAUGAAUGAUUGAUGGGUUAAAAAAAAAAACAAAUCCAACAGCCAAAUUGAACUCUUUCAGGUUAGAUGCUUCAGCUGAACACUGUUUGUGAUUGGACAGUACAACAGCUGGAAGUUUUGUUGAGGAAAGCUGGUGUCCAGAGCCAUUCACACUGUACAAAACGUCUUUCUAAAGCAUACGCCUGUGGUGGUGUUCUGAUGAGAAUGUAGCAAUUAAUAUGUCAUGGCUUGAGGCUCAGAAGUGCAAUUUAAUCCCUCCACUAAAACUUUGACCGUGGCCUUGCCACAAGCCUUAUCUUUGGUGUGUGCGACAUAAGCAAGCUGAAAAAUUAAGCAAAUUUUGCAGUUCCCUGUCAUACGGUCAGAUCUUACAAAAACUUCUCAUUAAACACUGGAUUUUAUCAAUGCUAAAUUUUUCAACUUUGCUGAUAAUCUGCAUACACUAUGUGUAAAAUGUUAUGUGCAAUCACCACUCAAGUGAGGUGUUUUUUGAAUUUUGUUUAUAGCAUUUAUAUUUCUUUUUUGGAUGCUGCUAAAAAAAGUGAUUCCACUGUUCACUAUUCUUUUCUACAUUAUAUAUAGAAGCAUACGACCUCUUAAAGUAAAAUUCUCAUAAAUCAGUGUUAUUGCCUUGUUGAAAGAUUUAUUCCACAGGUCACUUUUGGAGUUGGCCUCUUUUGGGUUUUCCUUAUAUUUUUAACAGUAUAUUGCAAAUAAAAAAACAACACAUUAUGUGGGAGAACUGCACAACAUAUACUCUCCCUUUGUUCCAUGUUCCCACAGUGUAGACGGUGGGUUUCAGCCAAACAUGUUUUUUCUUUUCACACCAACAAGCAUGGCUAACUUUACAUAUCCCACCAUGCGAAAACAGAGCAGAUCUUUAUGGUUAGAAAUGUCACAAACUCACAAUCAAUGCAGAUGUUUUCAGCACCCCGAUCCUGCCAAAGCUGUGAACUGUAUAGUUUUCUUGUAGCUUGUAUUUGUACAAUUUUAUUUUGGCUGUAAAGGCUAACCGAGGAGGAGGGGUUGCUUUGAUGUAUAUUAUUCCAUCAAUUCGGUUUGAAUUGGACUUUUAUAGGAUUUUAUGCAGAGUCUUCUGCUUUGGUGAAAUAUUUCCAACAGUAAGAGAUUUCUGUUCUCUUUCACUCGUAUUCUGAUGUGUUUAUUCUUACCUCCUUUGUCUGAAUGGAGAGCGGAGGAAGGAGUAAGCACUGCCGGCUUGUUCAUUUUGAAAGCGGUGAUCAGGCAGAGAGGGUUUUGCCUGCUGUGUGUCCCACUGCAUAGUCCCACCCUGUUCUGCUGCACUCUAAUCACAAACUGUAUGUUAAGAGAGAAAUAAAUAUUUUGUGCUUGAA
Molecule: messenger RNA, 10382 nt
Organism: Oryzias melastigma (Indian medaka)
Lineage: Eukaryota; Metazoa; Chordata; Actinopteri; Beloniformes; Adrianichthyidae
Product: serine/threonine-protein kinase WNK2
Exons: 30
Coding region: 764-8503 (2579 amino acids)
Biological process (GO): positive regulation of sodium ion transmembrane transporter activity; negative regulation of sodium ion transport; protein phosphorylation
Cellular component (GO): cytoplasm; cytosol
Molecular function (GO): chloride channel inhibitor activity; ATP binding; protein serine/threonine kinase activity
Source: RefSeq, a predicted model, not a curated record